AUGCUACCAUCAAAACGGCCAUAUUUGGCUGAUGAAGAGCUCGGGAAGAAGGACGACGACCACCGGCCUCGCAAUGGCAGAAACCCGCUCUCACGCGCAAAGCAAUGGAGAGCGCCUCGACCACGCCGGCUCGUAAUAGGAAUUAUCAUCCUGUAUUUAAUAUACUUGUUUUUUAAGAAUAUGCCUACAGAUGUACCUCCUGCAGUUGAACGAUUCAACCCAGAGUUCGCGCGAGCACGGCAGGGCAGUGGAAAGUCAUUGCCGCCUGCAAUGCCUUCGCCGGUUACACCUGCAAAUGGCCCCCCUCCGCGUCCAGAUUCUCAGACAGAUAUUAAGGAGGAUUUCUACUACGAAGGCGAAAUUAGGUUCAAAUCUUUAGCGAGGACCUUGCAGCGUUUCUGGAAGCCGCCCAGUCGUGAUGGUACCUCCACUAGUCGUGCCGUUGUGUUUGCUGGCUCAAACCUGCGGAGCGUUUCCGAUCUUCUGCCUCUCGCUUGCCGAAUGGCCACUCAGAAGAUAAAUGAGGUGCAUUUUGUGCUGAUGGGAAGAGAUGAUGUAUCCAUCGAAGGCAUACAGCGUGUUAAUGGCAUAAAGGAAGACGACUGUCCGAUUGUCUGGCACGUAUGGAAUGACGUUCAUGUUGAGAUCCUCAUGCAAGCACCUUCUGGAUCAUCUGGUUCCUUGAUCCGUUUGAUUCGAUCCUUGGAAGCGGCAGAUUACCUUGGGUCGACUCCCAGCCUGACUAUUGAGCUGCCUCCUCGAGUUGAUCCGCAGCUCCUACACUUCCUGCAAAAAUUGAAGUGGCCUCCUCAGACUUCGAGCACAGUCACUCUCCGCCGCCGUAUACAGCCAGAUUACUUGACUCCAGUCGAAGCUUCUUUAAGAACGGUGGAAGCUUUCUAUCCCAGAAACCCUAACGUAACGCAUGUACUCUUGUUGGCCCCAGAGGCUGAGCUGGCGCCUUCGUUCUACCAUUUUUUGAAAUAUACUAUGUUGAAAUAUAAACAUUCGGCUCAAACCAAGCGCACCCCUUGCAAAUUAUUGGGGUUUUCGCUCGAGCUUCCCUCAUCACGACCCACAGAUAACGGGCCUUUCGCACCACCGAAAUCUGAACAAUCACAGCAGCUAGGUGGCGAGCCGCUUCCUGUCUUUUUAUGGCAGGCCCCAAACAGUCAUGCGGCCUUGUAUUUCGGCGAUGGAUGGGCCGACCUCCACUCUUUCCUCACUAACCGCCUCGCUCUACACCGGCCCACGUCUGAAAUGUCAACGGAGGAGAAGUCUAUCUCAAAGCGAUAUCCUGCUGUAAUGGAGUAUCUGCUCGAGCUAAUUCGAGCUCGGGGUUAUUACCUGCUUUACCCAAACUUCCCCGAACGUGGCACUUUUACUCUUGCAACAGUUCAUAGCGAGCUGUCUCAACCACCUGAAGAAUUUUUACACGACGGUCAAGUAGACUCAACUACGGCUCUUGAGUCAUCCAUCAACCAAUUAUCUGCGGAAAAACACUUGGACCAGGCAUCGACGUUAAUGCCGCUUCUUGAACGCUUCUCUCUAUCGUUGCCGGACCUGAGCAGUUUGCCCCUGUUGUCAUACGGUGGUGAGGAAAUGUCAGACAUUAUGUGCUCGCAAGGCACAGAGGAAUACGCGAAGAAGUUCGCUAUCCAUUAUGGCGGCUGUCGAGACAGUGACUUAACAGAUGGCUCGACGAGAUUGUUUUGCCUGCAUGAGCGAGAGAGCGGAGAAGAGAGCAUCAUUAUAUAA
This is a messenger RNA of Aspergillus fumigatus Af293, 1758 nucleotides long. The record is from RefSeq and is a predicted model, not a curated record. NCBI's taxonomy places the organism in Eukaryota, Fungi, Ascomycota, Eurotiomycetes, Eurotiales, Aspergillaceae.